AUGUUAUUCCUCAUUUUAAUCGAUUUCAUUUUUGCGUGCCAAUAUGAAUCAACGUAUGCAAACAUCACUGAUAUCAAUUCACUCAUACCUAUCAAUCAUAUCAUCUAAUCAGUAACAUAAACAUAAACCUUAUAAAAUACAUAACAAUUCACCAAUAUUACACUCUAUACUAAACAUAUCAAUCAUACAUUUACUAAUUUUGGAUAACUCACUAUCUAUUUAAAAUAAUCUAUUUCAUACAACUUUUUAAACGCUACAUUCUAAAGUUUUGGAUAAGCAAUCCUUUAGGAUGUACCUUUUAUAUUGUAAUUAUCAUUCAACACAUAAACCAACACAUUUUAUACCAAUUCCAUAUAGUACAAUUCACCAACACAAUUUACUUUUAUUGCACUCAUGAACUAUUACCAAUAUUUUCAAUCUGUAGUUAACUUAAUAAUUGCUUAAAUCCCUCCUCAACUCAAUAUACUAUUUAAUUCCAUUUAAUUUUAGUUUUAGCCUAUAUUUCCUGAUUACACUUAUACCUAUAUCAAUAUAAAUGGAUAACCAUUGACAAUUGACUUUACUUAUCAAUCUAAUAAUAUAUCAUAUUAAAAGUAAGAUCUUACUCUUAUUGGCUAAUUAUUAAUCAAGAAUUAUAACAAUAAUAUUUGUACAGAAACUCAAUUACCGAAUAAUAGUACUUAAUUUUAGCAAUUAGAAAUAUUUUCAACAUCAAUUAUUUAAUCAAUCAUUCAAUAUGCUUACUCAUAAAACUAUUUUUAAAUUUAAUUGAAUAAUAAUUGGAAGAGUUAAGAUUUUUAAUUCUUAAUUGGCUCUUUUUAAAAUUUACUUUAUAAUUUAGAAAAAGUUAGUCCAAUUACACCUGUUACUGGAUGGUGUAAUCUAACAGAAAUUCCUUAAUAUAAUCCUUUUAAUAUUACCCUUGCAUAUUAAUGUAAUUUUUAUUACUCAGAAGAUCAAAUUAUAUUAUUGACUCUAGAAUUUGAUCUAGUUCUAAAUCUUUAAUUUAAUUAAACAUUAUCUCAAAUAGAAAUUAUUUGUUAAUAAUACUAAUAUACUUUUAAUAAUUUGCUUAGAUCUUUCAACGAAAAGUAUCCACCUAAACCAUAAUUUUGGUCAUUGACAAAUCUUUACUUAACAACAAUUUUGAAUACCCAUAUUAAAGAUCAUCCACUGUUUGGUAUAAAUAUUUAUUUAUACAUUAGGAUCCGGAUUCUAGACUAUUCCCAGAAACUCUCCAAAUAUCACUAUUAAUAAUGAUUAUUUAAUGAUAUAUUAAAAUAAUUGA
This is a messenger RNA of Paramecium sonneborni, 1288 nucleotides long. NCBI's taxonomy places the organism in Eukaryota, Ciliophora, Oligohymenophorea, Peniculida, Parameciidae. The record is from the annotation of a GenBank genome assembly.